This is a messenger RNA of Drosophila takahashii, 3454 nucleotides long. RefSeq names its product mucin-2. The record is from RefSeq and is a predicted model, not a curated record. NCBI's taxonomy places the organism in Eukaryota, Metazoa, Arthropoda, Insecta, Diptera, Drosophilidae.
AUCUCAGCUCGGAAUGAUAUUAAAGACGGUUAGCUUGUUGCUUAUCCUAAGCAGUCAGGCAUGGGGACAAUCAAUUAAAAUAAGGAUACCUGUCUGGGAUGCUUCCACCUUAUUUACGCGCCUAACUGGAAUAGGAAUCAACACAGGAAACUCGAAUAACCAAAAUCCAUCAAAUGGCAAUAACAACCAGCAGAAUAAUCAGCAGAACAUCCAGCAGAACAACGAAUACAACGAUUAUCUGAACGACUAUUAUAACAACUAUUGGGCGAAUGCAUACCAGAACGCGGAUCCUUAUGGAUACGGAUAUUAUGGACCCUACGGUCCUUAUGGACCCUAUGAUCCGAAUGGAUUUCAACCUACAACAGAAGCUCCAACAACAACCAACGCACCGACUACAACUGAAAUUCCCAUUUGUACAGUUUUUCCUGAGCUUCCAGUGUGUCAAUCAUUAUCAACAAGUACAACGAGCCCCACAACGGAGUCCACCACAACUACAGAAAGUACUACGACAUCUACAGCGAUCCCCAUCACUGAUUCCACGACAACAACAGCUAGUGGAACAACGUCCACAGCGAUACCCGAUACUGAUUCCACCACAACAACUACAGCGAGUCCAACAACAGAGUCCACCACAACAACUACAGCGAGUCCAACAACAGAGUCCACCACAACAACUACAGCGAGUCCUACAACAGAGUCCACCACAACAACUACAGCGAGUCCAACAACAGAGUCCACCACAACAACAAUAGCGACGAGUCCAACAACAGAGUCCACCACAACAACUACAGCGAGUCCUACUACAGACUCCACCACAACUACAGAGAGUACUACGACAUCAACAGCGAUUCCAAUUACUGAUUUUACGACAACAACAGCUAGUGGAACAACGUCCACAGCGAUACCUGUUACUGAUUCCACCACCACAACUACUGCAAGUCCCACAACGGAUUCCACCACCACAACUACUGCAAGUCCCACAACGGAUUCCACCACCACAACUACCGCAAGCCCCACCACGGAUUCCACCACCACAACUACUGCAAGCCCCACAUCGGAUUCUACCACAACAACAGAAAGUGGUACAACUUCCACAGCGAUCCCUGUGACUGAUUCCACCACCACAAGUACUGCAAGCCCCGCCACGGAUUCCACCACCACAACUACUGCAAGUCCCACAACGGAUUCCACCACCUCAACUACCGCAAGCCCCACCACGGAUUCCACCACCACAACUACUGCAAGCCCCACAUCGGAUUCCACCACAACAACAGAAAGUGGUACAACUUCCACAGCGAUUCCUGUAACUGAUUCGACCACCACAAGUACUACAAGCCCCACAACGGAUUCCACCACCACAAGUACUGCAAGCCCCGCCACGGAUUCCACCACCACAACUACUGCAAGUCCCACAACGGAUUCCACCACCACAAGUACCGCAAGCCCCACCACGGAUUCCACCACCACAACUACUGCAAGCCCCACAUCGGAUAUCACCACAACAACAGAAAGUGGUACAACUUCCACAGCGAUUCCUGUAACUGAUUCGACCACCACAAGUACUACAAGCCCCACAACGGAUUCCACCACCACAAGUACUGCAAGCCCCACCACGGAUUCCACCACAACAACAGAAAGUGGAACAACUUCCACAGCGAUCCCUGUGACUGAUUCCACCACUACAAGUACUACAAGCCCCACAACGGAUUCCACCACCACAACUACUGCAAGCCCCACCACGGAUUCCACCACAACAACAGAAAAUGGAACAACUUCCACAGCGAUCCCUGUAACUGAUUCCACCACCACAAGUACUACAAGCCCCACAACGGAUUCCACCACCACAAGUACUGCAAGCCCCACCACGGAUUCCACCACCACAACUACUGCAAGUCCUACAACGGAUUCCACCACCACAACUACUGCAAGUCCCACAACGGAUUCCACCACCACAACUACCGCAAGCCCCACCACGGAUUCCACCACCACAACUACUGCAAGCCCCACAUCGGAUUCCACCACAACAACAGAAAGUGGUACAACUUCCACAGCGAUCCCUGUAACUGAUUCGACCACCACAAGUUCUGCAAGCCCGACCACGGAUUCCACCACUACAACUACUGCAAGCCCCACCACGGAUUCCACUACAACAACAGAAAGUGGAACAACUUCCACAGCGAUUCCUGUAACUGAUUCCACCACCACAACUACUGCAAGUCCCACAACGGAUUCCACCACCACAACUACUGCAAGUCCCACCACGGAUUCCACCACCACAAGUACUGCAAGCCCAACCACGGAUUCCACCACAACAACAGAAAGUGGAACAACUUCCACAGCGAUCCCUGUAACUGAUUCGACCACCACAAGUACUGCAAGCCCGACCACGGAUUCCACCACCACAACUACUGCAAGACCCACCACGGAUUCCACUACAACAACAGAAAGUGGAACAACUUCCACAGCGAUUCCUGUAACUGAUUUCACCACCACAACUACUGCGAGCCCCACAACGGAUUCCACCACCACAAGUACUGCAAGCCCCACCACGGAUUCCACCACCACAACUACUGCAAGCCCCACAUCGGAUUCCACCACAACAACAGAAAGUGGUACAACUUCCACAGCGAUCCCUGUGACUGAUUCCACCACCACAAGUACUGCAAGCCCCGCCACGGAUUCCACCACCACAACUACUGCAAGUCCCACAACGGAUUCCACCACCACAACUACCGCAAGCCCCACCACGGAUUCUACCACAACAACAGAAAGUGAAACAACUUCCACAGCGAUCCCUGUGACUGAUUCCACCACUACAAGUACUACAAGCCCCACAACGGAUUCCACCACCACAACUACUGCAAGCCCCACCACGGAUUCCACCACAACAACAGAAAGUGGAACAACUUCCACAGCGAUCCCUGUAACUGAUUCGACCACCACAAGUACAGCAAUCUCGACCACGGAUUCCACCACCACAACUACUGCAAGCCCCUCAACGGAUUCCACCACCACAACUACUGCAAGCCCCACCACGGAUUCCACUACAACAACAGAAAGUGGGACAACAUCGCCAGCGAUCCCCUCCACUGAGGAUACAGAUUCAUUGUGCAAACAAUUUCCCCAACUUCCGAAUUGUCAAUCGGCAAAAUCAGUGAAACUGAGUGAAAAUGAAUCUGGGCUGUCUGACAUCACUGCUUCUGGCACUGUCUUCAAGCCCGAGCAACAGCUGGCAAUUACUUCAAUGCCCCAAUCAGUAACUUCGCUCUGUUACUUUUAUCCUCGUCUGUGCUUGAAACCAGAGGAGGCCCAAUUUGUACGUCUUGCCGAUGGAAAUGGAAAACCCCUGUUGUUAAUUUCACAGUUUGAAGGACGAUCCGCUCAUCCCCAACAGCAGCCUGCCCUAUGGAGAGCAAUAAGGAGAUCCAUAGAAAAAAAUAGCCAAACACUUUAA